AGUCCAAUCUUUUUAAAUGGGGCCCGUGUUACAUUGUGGCCGAUUAUUUCAGGUAUAAAACCGUCCAUUUUGUCAGACCCGCCUCAUUCAGUCUUCUCACACAGACCGACGUUUAAAAAAUGAACAAGGCUUCCGGCAUUCUCAUCGCUCUUUUCGCUGUUUUGGGCGGCACUUUUGCUGCUUGCGUCCCGGGCUACUCUCAAAUCGGAGACAAAUGCUACACGGUGCCUGGCUUACCCCAACGAUUUAACUAUUGGAGCUCCAACGAAUUGUGCAGCGUCGCCAAAGGCGAUCUUUUCCACGUCCAAAACAUUACCCAAUGGGAGGAUCUCAACACCUUCCUGGUUGGACUCGGUUACUACGACACCUACUGGACCGGAGUUGCUGCCGAGGGACACCCCGGUCUGUGGGUUGUUCGGUCGACCGGAUUUGAGUUGAUCCCGGAAGCCGUUGAAUUCAAAGAAGGAUCUCCCAGCAACUCGGCUACCAACUUGUGCUUGGCCAUCGAAUACCAGGCCGAUCUUGGACGCUACCAGUGGGUCGACUACCCCUGCAGCGACGAGUACGUCAUCGUGUGCGAAUAUAGAACUUGCAAUUAAAAAUGUUUUUUAAAAUAUUUCAACGAUAACGUGGGAUAAAAAGCCCCCCCCCCUUUUGUACGCGACUGUUUCUUAUAGAACCAAUGUUCAAGGUCAAUAAAUAAUUCCAAUCGAA
Messenger RNA from Daphnia pulicaria, 714 nucleotides. RefSeq lists its product as uncharacterized. Lineage: Eukaryota; Metazoa; Arthropoda; Branchiopoda; Diplostraca; Daphniidae. Bases 120 to 599 code for a protein of 159 amino acids. The transcript is spliced from 4 exons. The record is from RefSeq and is a predicted model, not a curated record.